Messenger RNA from Frankliniella occidentalis (western flower thrips), 9741 nucleotides. It is a transcript of the gene mask, whose product is annotated as ankyrin repeat domain-containing protein 17. NCBI's taxonomy places the organism in Eukaryota, Metazoa, Arthropoda, Insecta, Thysanoptera, Thripidae. The record is from RefSeq and is a predicted model, not a curated record. Gene Ontology annotation, molecular function: protein binding; RNA binding. Gene Ontology annotation, cellular component: cytoplasm. Gene Ontology annotation, biological process: innate immune response.
GGGAGGGGAAGGGACCCUCACCGUAGUAGACAUGGCGAGUAUUUUCGGGUGAAUGAUGCUGAUUGGAAUACAAAGUACGAAUAUUGAGUUGUGUGCGUAGUAUAUUUCGUGUACGAAACACUGCAGAUUGAUGUGAUAUCAUAUAAAGUUUAGUUAAAAAUGCAGAAUGUUGCACAAGGAUCCUCUUCUGAUGGCCAGAAAGUGGAAAAAGUGAGCAUCCUCGACCUGGGGAAAUCGUCGACACCCCAUUCUUCCAACUCGAGUCCUACCAAAUCAGAAACGGAUACAUUUUCGGAACAUCAACCGAGAUCUAUGAGUGAUUCAUCGGACAGCGAAGAGGACGAAGUCUCCGAGGUGGAGUCGUUCGUUAUUGACCAGGAUUUGGACGAUGAAGUUCGAUUGGAGGCCUCAAAGUUCCUUUUGGCAUCUGAUGAGUCUGAGCAUGCUGUUGAUCCUGAAACACAAGCAAGACUAGAAGCCCUUCUAGAAGCUGCUGGUAUUGGGAAGCUUUCAAGUGGAGAUGGAAAGCACCUAUCUGAUCCUGAAGUUUUGAGGCGAUUAACGUCGAGUGUAUCCUGUGCAUUGGAUGAGGCGGCUGCAGCACUUACAAGGAUGAGGAAUGAAAAUCAGAGACCCCAACAAGAAACAAGGUCAUUGGUUGAAGCAUGCAGUGAUGGUGAUGUGGGAACAGUGAAAAAGCUUUUAACAGAAGGCAGAAGUGUCCAUGAAACAACUGAGGAGGGGGAGAGUCUUCUCUCUCUUGCAUGUUCAGCAGGCUAUUAUGAGCUAGCACAGGUUUUGUUAGCCAUGAAUGCAAAUGUUGAAGACCGUGGAAUCAAGGGGGACUGCACCCCUUUGAUGGAAGCAGCAUCUGCAGGCCAUGUUGAUAUUGUCAAACUUCUCAUUGCUCAUGGUGCUGAUGUUAAUGCCCAGUCCUCAUCUGGCAACACUCCUUUAAUGUAUGGCUGUGCUGGUGGAUACAGUGAAGUUGUAAAAGUCCUACUCGAGGCUGGUGCCAAUGUUGAAGAUCACAAUGAGAAUGGGCACACUCCUUUAAUGGAAGCAGCUAGUGCUGGGAAAGUAGCUGUUGCCAAAGUUCUGUUAGAACAUGGAGCUGGUAUAAAUACUCAUUCUAAUGAGUUCAAGGAGUCAGCCCUCACUCUUGCAUGUUAUAAAGGUCAUUUAGAUAUGGUAAGGUUUCUGCUUGAGGCAGGUGCAGACCAAGAACAUAAAACAGAUGAAAUGCACACUGCACUUAUGGAGGCCUCCAUGGAUGGUCAUGUGGAAGUAGCCAAACUUCUUCUUGAUUCUGGUGCUCAAGUUAAUAUGCCCACAGAUAGCUUCGAGUCUCCUCUGACUCUAGCUGCCUGUGGUGGCCAUGUAGACCUGGCUAUGUUGCUCAUAGAAAGAGGUGCCAAUAUUGAGGAAGUCAAUGAUGAAGGCUACACACCACUCAUGGAGGCCGCUCGUGAAGGCCAUGAGGAAAUGGUUGCACUACUUCUUAGUCAGGGAGCCAACAUCAAUGCCCAGACGGAAGAGACUCAAGAGACUGCUCUGACCCUAGCAUGUUGUGGGGGUUUUCUAGAAGUUGCUGACUUUCUCUUGAAGGCCGGUGCUGACCUGGAACUUGGUUCCUCGACACCAUUGAUGGAAGCAGCUCAAGAAGGUCAUCUUGAGCUAGUGAAAUAUUUGCUGGAUCAAAAUGCCAAUGUGACUGCACAAACUCAAACAGGGGAUACUGCUCUGACUUAUGCCUGUGAAAAUGGACACACUGAUGUGGCUGACCUGCUUCUUCAGUAUGGUUCAGAUUUGGAGCAUGAGUCAGAAGGAGGCCGAACACCUUUGAUGAAAGCUUGUCGAGCUGGGCAUCAGUGCACAGUGAAAUUCCUUAUCCAGAAAGGUGCUGAUGUUAACAGACAAAGCACAAAUAACGACCACACACCUCUCUCUCUAGCAUCUGCAGGCGGACACCUUGCAGUAGUACAGCUACUGCUCCAGCACAAUUCUGAUCCUUUCCAUAAGUUGAAGGAUAAUUCAACAAUGCUAAUAGAGGCUGCCAAAGGGGGACACACAAAAGUUGUACAGCUCCUACUUGACUACCCCCAUUCCAUUAUGAUGAGUGGUCAACAGCAACCUUCAGCUACCCCUCAACAGCAAUCACCACCUCAAACACAACCUCCUCAUUCCCAGCCUCAAAUCCAGUCCCAUCCUCCGCUUCAACUUCAAGCUCAGACCCUUCCCCAAUCUCAACCUACAGUGAUUCAGUCACCGACGCAAGCUCAGUUGCCAAGUCACCCAGUCUCCCCAGAACAAGUUCAACAGUUACACCAACAGCGCCAUGUCCAACAAGCUGGACUGAUUGCUGUUCCUGAUGCUGUGCAAGCCCUCCCUCAAGAAGAAGUUAGUCCGGCUGCUGUUCUCAACAUCAGUUCUUCUUCCAAGACUGGCAGUCCAACAAGUCCAGAUCCAAAUGUUACCCUGUUCAGUGCUAGUAGUUCACCUGAAGGAUCAGACAACCUGAAGAAAUCUCUACUUCGCAAAAGUCGAACUGCAGCAGCUGCUGAAGACAAUGUGCUCACAUCUGCAGAGGCUCAGCAAGCAAAGAAUGUACCUCCGGGAGAGGGAGGAGCUGCUCUCUCCAAGGAAGAGAGCAAUAUCCUGGACAAAGGGAGCACUGGUGAGCAGUUGCUGCGUCAGCAAAUCUAUGCAGACUUACAGCGAGUGGAGGAAGAACAAGAGAAGCAGCUUCUUCUUGCUAGUUACGACGCUAGUUCUGAUGCCUCAGCUGGAGCGACUCCUGAACAGGUUGCUCCUCAAACAUCAAGUCCAGCCACAUCCUUUUCAGCAACCCCUCCUGAGCCUCAGCCCUCUUUAUCCACCCAAAAGGGGGCUGUCAGUUCACCAGGGAGUUUGUCUGGAACAUCAUUGCCUAAACUGCAGGUUCCUUUACAAAUUCUAGCAGAUUCCCAAAGUACCACCACCACCACCACCACCGCAACUGUAACCACCAGCAACCCAGCUGCAAUCUAUCUGCCGCCUCCACCCUCAACACCACCUCAAACUGUUACUAGUUCUGCUGAAGUCAACCAGUCAACAGCAAUUAGUGAUCGUCCAAAAGCCAAACCAGCAACCAAGAAAGAAGGUCAGAAAGCAAGAAAGCAGCAAAUUGUUCAAGCUGUCACUCAAGAAUUGGCAUUUCAAGCUGCUCAAAUGGCUCAAGCUGCCCAAUUAGGCCAGAAUUCAAGGAUAUGUGCUGCAACUGCAGCCGCUGCUGUGAACUUAGCACAGAUUCACAACCAACAAGUGGAUCAGCGUGUACAAACCCUUGAUCAGGAGGUUUUGCAGCGACAUCAGCAACUUCACCUCCACCACCCACCUCAACAAGCACUACCAGUAGAUGCUGCUGCUGACCCCAAAGUUGCAGCUGGUGGUAUCUUAACGCCUAGCCAACUCAUUGCACACCUUCAGCAACUAGACCCUUCAAUUACAGCAGCUUCCCCUCAACAACUCCACCACCAUGUUCAUCAAGUUCUGCAUCAGAAACCUAAUUUAAGAACCCUGCAGCAAAUGCUUCCAGGGGGGCCUGAUGAAUUAGCCGAACUUCUUUCUGACCAGGUUGACCAUGGUACCUUGGACAGAGAGCACUUGGCAAGUGCGGUUGUAGACUCUCUUGAAGCACUACAGGCACUAGCCUUGGAUGAUAUCAAUGCUGAAGCCUGUUCUCAAGCUGAGAAUUUCCAACAAGCUUUUCCUACAGCUUCUCUUGGAGAAGCAAUCACUGCUAUGGCAGCAGCCCAUCAGGUCCAAGGGGACAUGAGCCGUGUAGAGUAUUAUGCAGUGCCAACAUCAGGUGCCCAGCACCCUGCUCUGCAGGUGAGCACUAGCUUGAGUGGAUUAGAGGGAGAGGAGCAACUCCAGUACCAGCAAUAUCAGCUGACAACUGGCAGUGCACCAUGCAGUUUGGAAGUGAUUGCCAAUGCCACCAAUACUCAGAUUCUAGCUAAUCGAGCAGCAGCCGCUGCUGGAACUGCAUCAUCAACAUCGAGUACCAUACCAACUUCUUUCCAGCCUCAGUUGCUACUGCCAAGUCCACAACUUGCCUCCUCCCCUUCCGACUCCUCAUCUCCACCACUGCCUGUGCCUGCAUCAUCUGCUGCAGUAGCCACACAAGCAACAACUGUCCCUGUACCUCCACCUCUCCCAACCCCUGCUGCAUCCAAAUCAUCAGUGCGUGUGACAACCUCUACUGCGCCCACAACUGCGUCUGCCAAUGCAACUGCUACAGUCCAAACAAGUAUGCCCACUGCCUGUACCCAGCCACACCAUCACCAUGGUACACCUUGCAGUAGUCAUCAGGUGCAAGCCUCCACUCAAACCCUCAGUACUGGAGUGACUGUACCCCUAAAUGACAAAAAAGUUCUGACCGUGACUCAGACUCAGGCUAAGGGGAAAAAGGCCAGAUAUCAGGUUCAGCCCCAGGCUCGACAGCAGCCAGCACCCCAGCCUCAGCCUCAACAGCCUGCCACCGCUCAGCAACAGGGUGUAACCCAUCACGAUCCAAGCACAGCUCCUGGACAGUAUGCCACACCCUGUGGCCAAGCUCCUGUUUCGUCCCUUAAUGUGGACAGUGAAACAGAAAGUAAUCAUGAUACUGCCUUAACCCUUGCCUGUGCUGGUGGCCACGACGAACUUGUUGAGUUACUGCUCAAUCGUGGAUCCGACAUUGAACACAGAGACAAGAAAGGGUUUACUCCUCUCAUUCUUGCUGCAACUGCUGGCCAUCACAAAGUUGUUGAAAUUCUCCUUGAUCAUGGAGCUGACAUUGAAGCCCAAUCUGAACGCACUAAAGAUACCCCACUGUCCUUGGCCUGCUCUGGGGGCAGAUAUGAGGUGGUAGACCUUCUCCUUCAAAGAGGAGCCAACAAAGAGCAUCGAAAUGUAUCAGACUAUACCCCAUUGUCUCUAGCAGCAUCUGGUGGUUAUGUCAACAUUAUCAAACUCCUCUUAGCUCAUGGAGCAGAAAUUAACUCGAGAACAGGAAGCAAGCUGGGAAUUUCACCUCUAAUGUUAGCAGCUAUGAAUGGUCACACAGCUGCUGUUAAAUUGCUCCUGGAUAUGGGUAGCGACAUUAACGCACAAAUAGAGACAAACCGCAACACAGCACUUACACUUGCAUGCUUUCAAGGAAGGCAUGAAGUUGUUAGCCUUUUGUUGGACCGCAAGGCCAAUGUGGAACAUCGGGCAAAGACUGGUUUGACACCCCUCAUGGAAGCUGCUAGCGGUGGUUAUGUGGAAGUUGGUCGAGUAUUACUUGAUAAGGGAGCUGAUGUAAAUGCUCCACCUGUACCAUCGUCAAGGGAUACUGGCUUAACCAUUGCAGCUGACAAGGGGCACUGUCGCUUUGUGGAGCUCCUUCUCACUCGUGGUGCUCAAGUUGAAGUUAAAAACAAGAAAGGAAACUCACCUCUUUGGCUUGCUGCCAAUGGAGGUCACCUCAAUGUUGUUGAAUUAUUAUUCAAUGCUGGGGCAGACAUUGACUCCCAAGAUAAUCGGAAGGUUUCAUGUCUUAUGGCUGCAUUCCGCAAAGGUCACAUUAAAGUUGUGAAGUGGAUGGUGCAUCAUGUUCUGCAAUUCCCAAGUGAUCAGGAAAUGACAAGAUAUAUCACUACCAUCAAUGACAAAGAGCUCUUAGACAAAUGCCAAGACUGUGUCAAGAUAAUUCGUGCUGCCAAGGAUCAGCAAGCUGCUAAAGCUAACAAAAAUGCAAGCAUUUUGCUAGAAGAAUUGGACAUGGAAAAAACCCGUGAAGAAAGCAAGCGCCUAGCAGCCCAAAGGCGUAGAGAACGCAAAAAGAAAAAGAAGCAAGAAAAGCGUAAACAAAUGGGUAACUGCAAUGAGAAUGACAAUGAAGAUGAUAAUGAGGACAAAGGAGAAGAAAGUGAAAGAGAAUUCAGUGGUAGUGAAAACUGCACUGCACCAGACUCCGAAUCACCUGACAGAGUUGCUGCUGUAACUGAAACAGUUGACAAAGAGGAAGGAGACAGUGGCAUUGAUGCCAAUAGCCAAGGCUCAUGUAGUUCUAGUGAUGUGAAAGCUAAGGACAGACGAAAGGAUAAGAAAAAGAAAACAAAUGGAAGAAGUAAUCUUAAUUCUAAUCUCAAAUCUGAGAAAGAAAAUAAUCCUCCAGAAAGCACACCCACCAACAACAGAGUUACUCAAUCUACAACCUCAAAUUCGAGGUUUGUAGAAGAGCGACCUGUUGAUAGACGUACUGCCAUUCCUUCCACUGCCUCAUCUACCUCUACGUCUACUACCACAACUGCUACCUCAAGAUCCACCAUUCAGGAAAGACAAGAUAGAAAGCUAAAAUCUGAAAAUAAAACUGUUCCUGCCAAUCCUACUCACAUGGUCUUCGAAGCAACUUCUCGGCAUCCUGCUGAUAGAGAAGACUUUGAGGCUACAGGAAAUGAGACUUACACGCCUGUUUCUAAAGCAAAGAAAGUUUCUCAAUUAUACAAUAUCGGUGAUGCUGGAAGAUAUGAGAGUGAGACGACAACUGUGGGCAAAGCUGCCUCUUCUACCAGCCCAAAACAAGGAGGAAAGCGAGAUGAAGGGUGGAAGGAAGUUGUAAGAAAAUAUUCGCCUUCGGUUCCAAACUCUUAUCCACAGAAUUCCUCUUCCCACUUCAGGUCUAAGAAAGUGUCCGUGCCUUUAAAUGCCAUCAGUCGUGUCAUUGGACGGGGGGGUAGCAAUAUCAAUGCUAUUCGCGCUGCAACCGGAGCUCAAAUUGAAGUUGAAAAACAGUGCAAGGGGCAAGGAGAAAGAAUCAUCACAAUCAAGGGCUGUGCUGAUGCUACCCGUCAAGCUCACAUGUUAAUAGCUACUCUUAUUAAAGACCCCGAUGUUGAUAUAAUGGGAAUGCUUCCUAAACCUAUUAAAUCUGGUACAACCCUCGGACAAUGGGAGAAACCUGUUCCUGCUACUUUGAAGUUGAAACCUGCAGCUGUUCCUGUUGGCUUGAAGCCUGCUGCUAUCCCCACUGUUGCUCCUACUCCACUGUUAGGAUCCACGCCAAGUUUGACCAAAAUUGUUCCACCAACUGGGCCUCCUCCACUGCUGCCUUCAUUGCGGUCGGCGGCUGUUUGCAAGCUCAUGUCGUCAUACUCUCCCCCAGUGACCCGCGGUACCGCACCACGACUCGUGGCUGCAGCUGAGAAACGAGCAGCUAUUCUUGCUGCCUCCAACACCAAGACAACCAUGUCGUACACAUCGGCGAUUAUGACCUCCGGGCGCAACGCGUCCAAGGGACACGCUCCUCUGACUACUCAGACGUUUGCUGCCAAGUUAAGCGAACCGUCUGGGGUGCCUACUCCGCCAAUGCCCUUGGCGAGUAUUGUACCACCCAAGACCAGACAGCCCCAGGCCGCGCCACCGGCCACUGCCCCAGUCACUCCUUUGGUGUCUACGGUGCCCUCACCGAAGCAUCACCGACCUCCUCCCAUCUCUUCAGCGCCUCCAAGUAUGACGUCGCAUUACAAGAGUUCACUUGCUCACUCUUCCGUGAGCACACCAUCGUCAGUGACCCCGUCUUCUGUGGCCCUGGCCACAGUCAGGAGUAGCAGCCCGGCGCAGCCUUCCUUGUCGCAAGUGUCCAGUGAGGCAGAGCCCGCCACUUGCACGACGUCAACACCGCUGACUUACUCUUUAUUCAAUUCCGACAAGACCAUGUGGAGUCGGGACAGCGACGGCAACUCAAACCAAAAGGGGAUGAACUUCGCGAGCGUGGCCGCAGCUGGUUCAGCUUCAGCCAAUUCCUCGAUGACGCCCGCACAGUACCUGGACUCCACUCCGCCACAGGCGGACAUAUCGAAGGCUCCUGGCUACCGCAAGAACACGACGUGCUCGCCGGUGUCCUCCAAGCCGUGCAGCACGGCCAGCUCGCCGCCCUCGCUGGGCAACUCCCUAAGCGUGGAGGCUCACCAGCACCGAGACGCGCCCUCGCACAACAGCGCGGCGCCCUCGCCAGUCAAGCCACCCUCUCUGCUGGCCAUCAGCCGUCAGGGACCCUCGGGUGGCCACCAGUCUGUGGACACCAGCCAGGGCCCCCCGCCCUCCUCGCAGUCCAACAUGAACAGCCAGCCGUCGCCCAUUAUACGGCCCUCACUGGAAAUCCAACCCCCUGACGUGAACCUCGGCCUGGCGGUGAGCCGGCCUCAACCCGGCUCCGGACCCAUGGACAUGGCGCACUCGCCCGGCAGCGGCCUCGGCUCUGGCCUGGCCGUACAGCGGCCCAACAAGGAUGCCCAACAGCACAACCAGCAGCCGCUGGCGUCGCCCGGGCAGCACAUUCCCCUGCCGCACCGACAGUCUACGCCUCCGCAGCACAGUCAGCACAGCCAACACGGCCAGCAUGGCCAGCACAACCAGCAUGGCCAGCACGGGCCGCCCAACCCCAUCGGCAGUGGACUGGGCAGCGGGCUGGCCGUGCAGAGGCCCUCCAUGGCGGACAUGCAGCACUCUCCUAGCCGCAGCACCUCGUCCGUCGACAUGCAGUCGUCCAUGUCGCCCUCGCCGCAGGGCUCGGGCCACCAGUCCCAGCAGGGGCCUCAGGGCCAGGGGCCGCCGGGCCCUCCGCCCAACACCAGCAUCCCUCCGCCGGGCCACGGGCCCAAUCACGGCCCGCAUGGGCACAACCACAUGAUGCGGCCCAUGAGCAUGGAGAUCCCGCCCUCGGCGGGCCUGAACCACAACAUGGUCGUGCGCCCGAAUAGCAUGGUCGACGGCCUGGGCUUGCCCCAGAACCAGCAGCAGCAGCAGCAACAGCAGCAGCAGCACGGCCCGGCCCAGCUGAACCCCAACCAGCCCCAGAACCAGAACCAGAGGUUAGAUCUUGCCCCCUCUGACUUUGGUGUCCGUUCCGUUCCCGUUUUCCCAGACGACAGCUCAGGCCUGUAUGGUGCGCACUCUCACGCCGCCGACAACCUGUUGGGCAUGGUGCCGGGCAUGACGGACGCCUUGCUCAACACGGCCGUGAGCAUGUCGCGGCUGAACCCGCGCGCGCCUGACUUCUCUAGCGCCAUGCACCACACCAACAAGCCCCCUCCCCACCCUCCUAUGUUCCAGUCCGCUCCCCCGUACCUCCCUCCCAACAUGCUCCCUCCCGGAUCCCUCCCCAACAAGUUCCACCCCCCGCGACCUGGACACGGACCUGGGCAUGGGCCGGGGCCGUCGCACGGCCCUGGCAGCUCCCACAACCGCUGGCCCUUCAUGCCCCACGGCGGGCAUGGCGGACACGGCGGACACGGCUACCAACCGGAGGCCUCCAACUUCAACGUGCUGGGCGGGGCGCUGGGAGCGUCGCUCAGCCAUCCCUCUGCUUCUGUGUCGGACAUGAUGCCGCCCAUGGCGGAGAACGGCAACUCGCCGCCCUCACCUAACCACGGGCAUGGGCACGGGCACAACCACGGUCACGGUCACGGCCACGGCCAUGGGCACGGCCACGGGCCGGCUGGGGACGGCGCGCCGAUGAAGGCGCCGCCGAGACCCAUCGGGACCGAGAGGCACUUCAAGCACCACUCCAUGGCCGGCGACGCCGUCACGGGCGCGGACUGGCUCCUGGGCAUGCCCAACCAGCAGAACCAGCAGCCCCAACAGGCCGACCACAAGAUCUCGUGGGCCGGACCUCAGAUGUUCCGGUCAAACCCCGCUCCCUAUGACCUGCCUCCCAUGGACACGUUCCAG